GACAGAGCCCCAUUUGGGACCAAAGAAGAUGCCCAGUGGACUCUCUUGACCAAGAGUGACAUUUUCACUCUUGAAAGGCUCAAUUGACUCCAUAACAUUUGCCAAUAGAAAUGGAGAGGAAACGAUGGGUUUUCCACAAAGAGUCCAUGAAUCCCUAGAGGAAUGAAACGGGAUUAAAAAGUGAAAUAAAAACUCUUGAGAAAAGGACUGGGAGAGAAAGACAAACCUUUCCCAAAGAAGAACCUUCAGAACUAAUGCUAGACUGCACCCCAUAGAAAUCACCCCACGAGACAGCAAGAAGUGCUAAGAACCAAACCAAAAGAUGGCCAAAAAAGAGGAAAAUGUAAGCUGAUUUUAAAACGCCCUCACACAACUGACAGCGGUCCAAAAGGGAGAUAAUCUGAGAAUGGUCAGAGUCCCUGAAAUCCAUGUGAGGUAAAAAACCUGAGCGUGACCUUUCUCAAAAUAAGUGAACUCUUCAGAGCAUUUAGGAGCAGAGGGUUUUCCCUCUUUUGUAAAAAUCAAGGGAACUCACUGAUCAUCUGAGAGGAGCCCCAAAAUGGAAGUUCUGGGAACUAGGAAAGAAAGUGUCCAGAAAGCAGCUGGAGCACCGGGUCGCUGCGGUCAGGAUCACGCCAGACUCGGCAGCUUCGGCGAUUUGGGAGAGGAGACCUCGGAAUGGUCUCCAAAGCAGUGGGCGCAGACGUCGGUGCCAGCGGGGUCUGUGUGGAUGGGAUGGGAGACUGCUGUGCCCCAGAAAUAAUGGAGGGGGGGGCAAGAGGCUGCACCCCAGAAAUAACAGAGAGGGGGGCAGAAGCUGGGAUGUUUCAGGGGCUGCCUUGGGUUACUUUGUGUCUGUUCCUGUGUCUCCAUGUGACUGAGGAGUCUCCUCUGCAACAAUGUAGCCAGGAUAGCAACUGUCACUGAGAAGUGGCGACAAUGUAGCCCCAGUGUGGCCCCGGGCUUGGGAGGCCGUCAGCCCGAGGAAGGAGACAGACACAGCCGGCGCCAUGGCCGCCCAGGAGCUCCCUGCAGGCGUGUUGGGCAUUCUCUGGCCUCUGUGCCCGGACAGUGUGGCCGGACUUGGAACAGCUGGCCACCGGGGGCUUGAGCCUGAUGCGGUCUCGCUGGAAGGAGCCAUUUGUGGAGAAGUGGGGCUGCAGGGCGCUGGGUUGGCCCGUUUGGGAGCCGCUCAGUUCUGGUCGCUUGUUCUCUUGCCUGCCUGGCUGCGUGUUCAUUGGCUUCCUUGUGCUGAACGCCCCGAGUUCAGCCGGAGCUCUGGGCCACGGCCUCGAGGGCACAGAGGGCACAGAGCGCGCACCUGCUCAGCUGUCUGCGUCUGGAGCGUGCUGUGUGUCUGCUUGAGCGGCUUCAUCUAAGGAGUUUUGGGGAGAGAGCGCUUGUCUUUGGCUGUAAGGACUCUUGCUCCUGCCGAGUAGCAGCCGCUGACUGCGCCCUUCCUUUCCUGCUGUUCCCUGCGACUCCUGGGUGCCCGGAGAGAGUGCAUCAGACCAAUGAGUCUGAGGGACCCUUACUAGCUACGUUUCCCCAUCUGUAUGCAAAAGGUCUCACGGGUUUGAAAAACAUCGGCAACACUUGUUACAUGAAUGCGGCUCUGCAGGCUCUUUCUAAUUGUCCGCCUUUGACCCAGUUCUUCCUUGAUUGUGGAGGACUGGCCCGCACGGAUAAGAAACCGGCCAUCUGCAAGAGCUAUCUCAAGCUGAUGACAGAGCUCUGGCAUAAGAGCAGGCCUGGAUCUGUUGUCCCGACCAAUUUAUUUCAAGGAAUUAAAACUGUGAACCCAACAUUUCGAGGUUAUUCCCAGCAGGAUGCCCAGGAAUUCCUCCGGUGUUUAAUGGACCUGCUUCAUGAGGAACUCAAAGAGCAGGUCAUGGAGACUGAGGAUGGGGCCCCUCCCGGGCCGGCUGAUGAGGCCAUGGAGGACGAGAAGAGCCCCUCGGAGAUGGACUUCCAGUCGUGUGAAUCGUGUGGGAGCAGCGACAAGGCUGACAAUGAAACGGGCCCCCGCGGCCUGAUGGAGGACCACAUGGAGACCGCCAUGUUAAUCCAGGAGGAUGAGAACAAUCCCAGCCCCGGGAUGAUGAAGGAGAAAGCUCUGGGUCACAAGGUGGGCCCCAAGAGUCCCGAGGAAGACAUGGAGAAAGACGUGGACACCUUGUCGGAGAUGGUGGACAUUCUAAACAGCCAGGAGACCGUCAAAGUGCAGAUACACAGCCGGCUCACAGAACAUGCGCCCGAUAGUCACUCCAAUGACCAUCUCCCAUUGAGCGAAGGAGCCCCACGCUUGUCCACCAGCCCUCCCAAGUCGAGCUCCUUGUGGUCAGGAACCACGUCCGGCCACAAAAGAGCGCUGCCAGCCUCGUCUCCCAAGAGGAAGAAACAGCAAAAGCGGUAUCGGAGCGUCAUUUCGGACAUCUUUGAUGGGACGAUCGUGAGCUCCGUGCAGUGUCUGACUUGUGACCGGGUGUCGGUGACUCUGGAGACCUUCCAGGACCUGUCCCUGCCCAUCCCCGGCAAGGAGGACCUGGCCCGGCUGCACUCGGCAAGCCACCCCACCGCCAUGGUGAAAGCGGGCUCCUGUGGGGAGGCGUACGCGCCCCAGGGCUGGAUCGCCCUCCUGGUGGAGUACCUGCGCAGGUUUGUUGUCUCCUGUGUCCCUAGCUGGUUUUGGGGUCCAGUAGUGACCUUGCAAGAUUGUCUCGCUGCCUUUUUCGCCAGAGAUGAGCUCAAAGGUGACAACAUGUACAGCUGUGAACGGUGCAAAAAACUGAGAAAUGGAGUAAAGUUCUGUAAGGUGCAGAAGUUCCCUGAGAUCUUGUGCAUCCACCUGAAGAGGUUCAGGCACGAGCUCAUGUUCUCCACCAAGAUCAGCACCCACGUGUCCUUCCCUCUCGAGGGCCUGGAUCUCCAGCCCUUCCUUGCCAAGGACAGCCCGGCCCAGAUUGUGACCUAUGACCUGCUGUCAGUCAUCUGUCACCACGGCACCGCAAGCAGCGGACACUACAUCGCCUACUGCCGCAACAAUCUCAAUAACCUGUGGUACGAGUUCGAUGACCAGAGCGUGACCGAGGUCUCGGAGGUAACUGUGCAGAAUGCAGAGGCCUACGUGCUUUUCUACAGGAAGAGCAGCGAGGAGGCCCAGAAGGAGCGCCGGCGCGUCUCCAACCUGUUGAACAUCAUGGAGCCAAGCCUCCUGCAGUUCUACGUCUCCCGGCAGUGGCUGAACAAGUUCAAGACCUUCGCCGAGCCCGGCCCCAUCUCCAACCAGGACUUCCUCUGUGUCCACGGGGGAGUCCCCCCACGCAAAGCCGGCUACAUCGAGGACCUAGUGGUGAUGCUCCCUCAGAACAUCUGGGACAAUUUAUAUAGCAGGUACGGGGGAGGCCCAGCCGUCAACCACCUGUACGUGUGCCACACCUGCCAGAUCGAAGCCGAGAAAGUGGAAAAGAGAAGGAAGAUGGAGCUGGAGAUGUUCAUCCGGCUGAACCGAGCCUUCCAAGAGGAGGAGUCCCCGGCCGCCUUCUUCUGCAUCAGCAUGCAGUGGUUCCGAGAGUGGGAAGGCUUCGUCAAGGGGAAGGAUGGAGACCCCCCCGGGCCCAUCGAUAACACAAAGAUUGCCAUCAUCAAGGGUGGGAGCAUCCUCCUCAAACAAGGGGCCGACUCGGGGCAGAUUUCCGAAGAGACGUGGCACUUCCUGCAGUCCAUCUAUGGCGGGGGCCCCGAGGUCAUCCUGCGUCCGCCCGUGGCCCCCAUCGACCCCGACGCGCUGCAGACGGAGGAGAAGAUCGAGGUGGAGACGCGGGCCCUCUGAGCGGCGGGAGGCCGAGCGUGCCGUCCGUGGAAGGCCGUUCCGCUCGCACGCCGUUCCGAAAGCAUGGUUUUUUUCUCGCUUUUCUCCCCUGCCCCCACUCCCUCACUGGGCAUUACAGUUGUGGACGCGUGUCGCAGCUUGGCGUCUCUCUAGGUGAUGCUUUUAAUGCUAAAUAAUUUACUGUGAAAUCUUUCAAAUGUCGCGUUUGGAAAGGGACAAGCUCCGGAGCUCGAGGUUGUUCAAUCAGCGGACAGUAGGUCAUUGAUCUUUUUGUACCACGUGGAAACUGAUAGUGUCCUUUGUAGACUUGUAAAAUAAAAUGGCUUUUCAAAUGUUUCUCGAACCCUUAUCCCACGCUUCUGAGCCCCGUGGAGCGCUCCACCGGGGGCGCCCAUCUGAAACGGACCCUGGGGGGCCUUCAUGGUGAUCCCAAGGUCGGAUGGCCCCAAACUCAGGAAAGGUGACCCCUGCCCCUCCCUCGGCACCGCGGCGCCCCCGUGACGUGCGCGGACCUCGGCCUCGCCUGCUCCUUUGGAUGGACUUGUCCACAGAUGUAACUUAUUGUCUGGACUUGUCAACGUCAACGUGUCGAUCCUGGCGAGCCCAAAGAACGUCACAUCUGCGUUGGCGCCCGUCAAUCUUUAGCAAGUUUUAGGGUAAUUUUCUUUUGAGAGCAUGCUGUACGUGAUGUGCACCCAUCGCCCUGACCACCCUGAAGAGCGCCUGGAGAAGCUUGGGUUAGUGCGUCAACGGUCCUCCUGAGCAGCCUCCUGCCCCCUCGCGGCACUGUCACGUGACGGCCAAAGCUGGGUUGACGGUGGGAUCGCGUCGCCGGUGACCCCUUUGGGAACGUCGGAUGGCGCCGGUCGGGGUUGUUGGAAGAGGGACCACUUGUUACCGCUACAGCUCCAGUGACGUUCUGAACCAGCUCAAUAAAGCGAUUUUUAAAAACA
This is a messenger RNA of Sarcophilus harrisii (Tasmanian devil), 4785 nucleotides long. It is a transcript of the gene USP33, whose product is annotated as ubiquitin specific peptidase 33. The record is from RefSeq and is a predicted model, not a curated record. Gene Ontology annotation, molecular function: cysteine-type deubiquitinase activity; zinc ion binding. Bases 1604 to 3832 code for a protein of 742 amino acids. Lineage: Eukaryota; Metazoa; Chordata; Mammalia; Dasyuromorphia; Dasyuridae. The transcript is spliced from 19 exons. Gene Ontology annotation, biological process: protein deubiquitination.